AAGAGGAAGCGAGGCGAACCCCCCGGCCCAUGCCGCAACCACGGCCCAGGACCCGCCACGGCGCCCGCGCCGCCGCCCUCUCCAGAGCCCACGAGACCUGUAUGGACGGGCAUGGGCUUGAGAGCAGCACCUUCCUUCGCCGCCGCCGCCGCCGCCGGGGCUGAGCAGCGCCACCGCCCCCGGCCCUGUCCGCCGCCCCUGGCGCUGCUGUUGCUGCUGCUGCUCAGCCUCGGGCUGCUCCACGCAGGUGACUGCCAACAGCCGGCCCAAUGUCGAAUCCAGAAAUGCACCACAGACUUUGUUUCCCUGACUUCUCACCUGAACUCUGCCAUUGACGGCUUUGACUCUGAGUUUUGCAAGGCCCUGCGUGCCUAUGCAGGCUGUACCCAGCGAACUUCAAAAGCCUGCCGUGGCAACCUGGUAUACCAUUCUGCUGUGUUGGGUAUUAGUGACCUCAUGAGCCAGCGGAACUGUUCUAAAGAUGGACCCACGUCCUCUACCAAUCCUGAAGUGACCCAUGACCCUUGUAACUAUCAUAGCCAUGCAGGAGCCAGAGAACAUGGGGGAGGGGACCAGAACCCUCCCAAUUACCUUUUUUGUGGCUUGUUCGGAGAUCCUCACCUUAGAACUUUCAAGGAUCACUUUCAAACAUGCAAAGUGGAAGGGGCCUGGCCACUCAUAGAUAAUAAUUAUCUUUCAGUUCAAGUGACGAAUGUGCCUGUGGUCCCUGGAUCCAGUGCUACUGCUACAAAUAAGAUUACUGUCAUCUUCAAAGCCCAUCAUGAGUGUACAGAUCAGAAAGUAUACCAAGCUGUGACAGAUGACCUGCCAGCUGCCUUUGUGGAUGGCACCACCAGUGGUGGGGAUGGUGAUACCAAGAGUCUGCGUAUCGUAGAGAGGGAGAGUGGCCGCUAUGUGGAGAUGCACGCCCGCUACAUAGGGACCACGGUGUUUGUGAGGCAGCUGGGUCGCUACCUGACCCUUGCCAUCCGGAUGCCCGAAGACCUGGCCAUGUCGUACGAGGAAAGCCAAGACCUGCAGCUGUGUGUGAAUGGCUGCCCCCUGAGUGAACGCAUUGAUGAUGGGCAGGGCCAGGUGUCUGCCAUCGUAGGGCACACCCUGCCUCGCACUGCCUUGGCACAGACCUGGCCUGGCUACACACUGGAGACUGCCAACACUCAAUGCCAUGAGAAGAUGCCAGUGAAGGACAUCUAUUUCCAGUCCUGUGUCUUUGACCUGCUCACCACUGGUGACGCCAACUUCACCGCCGCAGCCCACAGUGCAUUGGAGGACGUGGCGGUGCUGCACCCAAGGAAGGAACGCUGGCACAUCUUCCCAAGCAGCAGCAAUGGGACUCCCUAUGGAGGCAGUGACUUGUCUGUUGGUCUUGGACUCACAUGCUUGUUCCUCAUUCUGUUUUUGUAG
Messenger RNA from Orycteropus afer afer, 1425 nucleotides. RefSeq names its product repulsive guidance molecule BMP co-receptor b (gene RGMB). The record is from RefSeq and is a predicted model, not a curated record. Gene Ontology annotation, molecular function: coreceptor activity. The coding region runs from base 112 to 1425 and encodes 437 amino acids. NCBI's taxonomy places the organism in Eukaryota, Metazoa, Chordata, Mammalia, Tubulidentata, Orycteropodidae. Gene Ontology annotation, cellular component: plasma membrane. Gene Ontology annotation, biological process: BMP signaling pathway. The transcript is spliced from 3 exons.